Clonostachys byssicola is the source of this 2514-nucleotide messenger RNA. Lineage: Eukaryota; Fungi; Ascomycota; Sordariomycetes; Hypocreales; Bionectriaceae. The record is from the annotation of a GenBank genome assembly.
GGUGGUAACCUUUUGCCCGAGGGCAUCGAUGUUCAACCUAUCUAUGCGGGUAUUGCCAUUGCUGUCCUCUCUGGCGCAUGCAUCUCAACUUAUAUUAUAAAAACAAAAAAGGAGGAGGAGAAUCCAGGACUGUUCAAGUCCUUCUUCCUCUUCUUCUACUCAUCAUUUCUUAAGCCACACCAAGGCGACGCCAAGGGCACCCAGCAGGAUGCCUUGGAGAGCUUCUACAAGAAGCAAGCCGGGGCUUAUGAUGCCACUCGCAAAGUCUUGCUUCGCGGCCGUGAGGAUAUGCUGGCACUAGUUGCUGCCCAGCUGAAUGCCAAGGCCAAGGCCAACUCGGCCACUGCAGACAAGAGUGAGAAACGACGUAUUUGGGUCGAUAUUGGCGGCGGCACUGGCUGGAACAUUGAGGCCAUGUCUGCUUUUGUCGAUGUCCCCAACUUCUUUUCCAGCGUCUACCUCGUCGACUUUUCCCCAUCUCUCUGUGAGGUUGCCCGGAAGAGGUUCGAGAGACUGGGCUGGAAGAACGUCACAGUCGUCUGUCAAGAUGCCCGCAAGUUUCGUCUCGAGGAUUACGAGGCUGGAAUGCCCGUAACCCGAAGCCCGCGAUCUCCUGUUCUCAGCUACUUCUCCCAGCAGCGCCCAGAGCACGGGGGAGCAGACUUGAUCACCAUGUCAUACAGCCUUUCCAUGAUUCCCGACUAUUACUCUGUAGUUGACUCAGUGGCAUCCCUGAUGUCCCCUGACGGAAUUAUGGGAGUUGUUGACUUCUAUGUCCAGAACCAGAUUGACUUCUCCUUCCGGAACUACACUGGCGGUCUUGUCGACCGUCACACCAACUUCUUGACCCGCAGUUUCUGGCGAUCUUGGUUUGAUCUGGACAGAGUUGGACUUGAACCCAGCCGCCGUGAUUACCUCGAGUACAAGUACGGCACUGUCCUUUCUGCCAACUGCCGCAACCGCGCCCUUGGUGCCAUCCCGUACUACAUCUGGGUCGGUUGCCACAAGAAGCCCUUUUCUUCUUCCAGCUUGCCCCAUGAAAUCGUUGAGCGUAUUGACGCCUUGGCAACUGAGUCUCCCUACCUCGGCCCAGUCAACCAAGGUGAUGCCCUGACCCGUGCCAUCGAGAGAUCCGCUCCCGAGAUCCGCUCCAAGGCUUUCCUCACUGCUGUGGAGAAUUUGAGUGCCAACCUGCCCCUGCCUUCUUUCUUCUAUCAGAACCACCACUGGCGCAUCUACUACGAUGACCAGCUCCAGAAGCACAAGCAAUUCAACGACGAGUAUAUCUAUGCUUUCACUUGGGAAGACACUCGCGUUGAUGAGCGCCUGCUCAACCUGGGUCCCGAUGACAAGGUCCUUGCCAUUACAUCCGCUGGUGACAACAUUCUCUCUUACCUGACCAAGUCCCCUGCCCGCGUUCAUGCGGUUGAUCUGAACCCCACCCAGAACCAUCUCUUGGAACUCAAGGCUGCCUCCUACACCGCCGGUCUCUCUUACGACGACUUCUUCAUGAUUUUCGGUGAUGGAAAGCACCCUCGGUUCCGUGAGAUUCUCCUGAACCAACUGUCUCCCCACCUGUCCAGCCGCGCUUUCCAAUAUUGGCUCAAGAACAUUCACGUGUUCCAGAACUCCACUGGCUAUGGCCUCUAUGAUACCGGUGGUUCUCGUCAUGCCAUUCGUGUUUUCCGUUGGAUCGCUCGCAUUUUUGGUCUCCGGUCCAUUGUCAAGAAGCUCCUAGAAACCAAGACCCUCAACGAGCAGCGUGAGAUCUGGCGCAACAAGAUUCGUCCCGCCCUUUUGUCCAAGCUUGUAUGCAACUUGGUUGUUGCCCAAGAGAGUUUCCUGUGGGCUGCUCUUGGUGUCCCCAAGAACCAGCUUGCUAUGAUUGAGGAUGACCAUGCCAAGUCCGAGGUCGUCGAGACCAAGCAGGCAAAGAACACUCGUUCGCAUGCCAUCUGGCACUACAUGGUCAACACCCUUGAUCCUGUGGCUGAGGGAACCCAUAUCGCUGAGGAUAACCCGUACUACUAUGUGUGCAUGGCUGGAAAGUUCUCUCGCAAGUGCCACCCCGACUAUCUGAGCCCCAAGAACCACGCCAAGCUUUCUCGCCCCGGUGCCCUUGAUGGCCUCCGAAUCCACACUGAUGAGCUUGAAGAGGUCAUUGCCCGUAUCAUGCCUGGCACCCUUACAGUCGCCGUCGUCAUGGACAGUAUGGACUGGUUUGAUGUCGGCUCUCCAGCUACAAGCGCACAGGUCAGCAAGCUCAACCGCGCUCUCAAGAUGGGAGGCCGUGUUCUGCUUCGUUCGUCCGCUCUGAGCCCUUGGUACAUCUCCGUCUUCAAGGAGCACGGGUUCAGCGCCAAGAGCCACGGCGCCCGUCUUGACGGUGCCUGCAUUGAUCGUGUCAACAUGUAUGCUGGCUGCUGGAUUUGCACUAAGACCGAGAACCUCCCACCCCCAACCCCUGAGAUGGAGCGUGCUACCGGCGCCGACAUCACAAACUUCACCCUGUAA